GGCGUUACCGUGCUUUCGAGAAUUGUGAUAUACUGGCUCCGGUGGCUGUUUAUCAAUGAAGUGAAAAUUUGCGAGCGUGGGAAUUGAGCUGCCAAAAAAGUUAUUGGCAAACCAAAAGAGUGUUUGAUUUUUUUUUAAUCAAAGAAAGAUACUGGAAUUAUUCACUACAGAUAAGAUCCUGAAUGAUGUUGUUUUUCCAGAAAUUGAAAUGAAUUAUGGAAACCAACCUGAAUUGAAGCACGCGUGGGUAGCUGAAAAAUGGACAAAGUCAGGUGCGUCCACGUGUGAGCACCUACAGAUGUAUCUAUUUUUUGUCAUGGCCUCGCUGAUGGUUGCCAGCUCCCCGGUGCUGGCAUACUUAUCAGCGGGCUUGAAGGACCAACUUAUGUCGGACGUGCUGUUGCGUGAAAUAGUGGACCGCAUGGGGAAAGACAUAACCGAAGCAGCCGAUUCGUACAUUGAUCCCAUGGACGAAUUCCCGGGACGACUGGCGAUGAUGGCACGGGCCACCAAGGAUUUGGAAUCAGAACAGCUCGAUUACGACACGUUGCUCGACGGAAAUCCAAAUCCAUCUCCCCGUGAUCAGGAAUAUCUGCAACACAGCUCGCUCUGGGGUCAUCAGUACGUGUCCGGUGGGGCAGGCGAGGGACCCCAUCGACCGAAGCCACAGGUGAAAUCCGAUGCCAGCUUGCCGGCUUACUGCAAUCCACCGAAUCCUUGCCCAGUUGGGUACACCGAGGACCAGGGAUGUACUUUGGAUUUUGAGAACACAGCGGCGUUCAGUCGGGAGUAUCAAGCGGCGCAGGAAUGUAUGUGCGAUGGGGAACACAUGUUUAACUGCCCUUCGCAGCAACAGAAUGAAGCUAGCUCACAGAUGGAUUCAGACUUAGAAAGUUUUAUCGCACGCCAGUUCCACACCCAAGAGCAUAAGAGCUUGGUCGCAAAGAAGUUCCACGUAAAAAAGAGCUCCAAUCCAUUCCUGGAAGGCGAGAAGCUCCCGAUCGCAGCCAAGAAGGGCUUCAACGUCCAAUUCUAGGGCGUUUCGCUGCUUCAUGCACCAGUAGCGGACCGACAACCCAAAGCAGUGCUCCAGAAGGAUUAAUGACAAAAUUCAGGCACAUUCUGACACGGACUACGGCACAACACAAUACGAAACUAUCUAGGUAUUUAAACGCAUAUAGCUGUACAUUUUCUCUAUAGCUGCUCUAGAAAGCAACAGGAAUAAUCAUCAUUGACAGCAGCAACAAUAUAAACAAAAGUUACAAUGAGCGUAACCUCUACUCAAACAGGUUCCCACACAAACAAAGUAAAUUUCGAACUUUUCCAAUCGAUUGAAGAUUUUUUUUCGACUAAUAUACUUUCCAAACUAGUGUGACAAGCUCCUCAUGCUUAGUAUAGAAGCACUAAGUCUCUGAUGUACGUUUUCUGCAAUUGGAGAAAAUAUUACUUCAUGUGUUCGUUAACAUUUAGCGAAUAGGAGAAUGGAAAAUAAUGUAUGUGUGAUUAUAAUAUUUUUUAUCUCAUUUUCACGUAAAUAACUAAUAAAUUGUGGACGUUACAAUGAAAAAUUUUGAAAGAUAUCAUAGGACAGAUCCUUUUGUUGAGGAAGAAUCAUAUUUUAGAAUGCCCCAAAUUCCACGAUUCUUUGAAGAUAAUAAUAAUAGGAAGAUUGAGGCUCCUAUGGUCAGCAGCUACAAACAAUAAGAUGGACAAAAAUGAAGUGUUUAUCUAAAAACGUGAAUUAGGAUUUGAAACCGAAUACGCGAGCGCUUUUUCUUGGUAGGUGCAUAGGGGCUGCAAGUUAGAUUUGAAUCGAUAGCUGCGAAAGCUUUUUGCUGAAGUACGACUGAAGCUUUCUUACUGAUGUAUGCUUUCGGCGGCGUACAUAUCAUGAGAAGUCGAACAUAACGAAAUCGAUGAAAGACGAAAGUCGACUUCCUCUCUUGGGAUGGCUAGGCUUUUGAGCUGCUGAUGUUUUUAGGAUGCUGCCGAAGGGCCAGUGCAUUUUGGGAAAGUUUUCAGUGUAUCUUUCUCGGUGAAUGUAUCAUAUGAAUUCCUUAGAGCAUGAUAACUAAUGAAAAACAGAGAAUAAUCCCAGAAAAUCGGGAAGCUGUAAAAAGCUUUAGUGUAAAGUUUUCCUAUAAAAACUAGAAAAUAAAUAUACGAAUGAGGCAUUUAUUUUAACAAGAUACUUGAACUACAUGUAAUGUGUGUGAAACACAAUUUAAUUAUUUUGAACAUUAUCGCGAUGAAGUGAACAACAACACUUCAUUCGGACACAGAGAAAUAAGAGAACAAACCAUAUGGUAAGCGAAAUAUUAAACAUCUUGUUCGAAACCAACAGAGAAUCACGACCACAACCAAAACAACCGAAACAGACUAGAAAUUUGACUAUAACUUCUUCGCGCGAGUGUGUAUGUUUGGAGCAUUCUGGCCUCUGGUUCGCGCUCAUCGAGCAUAAAUAUAAUCAUCGCUAGGAUCACUCAACUCGUAGAACUACUGGCGCGAACCAAGGGCUAGUCGAAAACGUACGAAUCAUAACAGUGAGAGGUGAAUAAAAUAUUAACUUUAGGCAAUAAGGAAUGGCUUUGUCGAGUGAAGCACUUUGCCAGGAAAAGUGUUUUUAACAACUUGUGGCAAACACUUAGACAACUAAUACCGAUACGGAAUCAUUCUACUUAAUAAAGAGACAAUAUAGAGGCAGCCAAAAAUGUAUGAUGUUCAUCAGAAAGUGUAUUACUAUUUAGACAAAUUAUCAACCAACAUCUGUGCUGUAAAAGGCGUAAUAAAUGAAGCUGCAAGCAAAACUGAAUAACCGAUUUAAUCAACCAAUCAAAUGACGUGACAAAACUGUGCAUCGUAAACAUCUGGCAAGAUCAACUGCAAAAGAUGUUAAGCUUAUUAAAGUGGACAGCAACUACUUGGGUGUAAUAAAACAAAAUACAUACAAACACACACUUUAAAAUAUUAUCAAAGUAUUUCGAAACAAACCUUACGAGACGAUUACAUUAUUUCAGACAAUCUUUCCAUCAGUGAAUAUUGUUUAGCAACUUGUUUGGUUCCUUAAAAACACAAAAAUCAAUUCACGCGUGUAAUCGUUGAGCAUAACCAAAAUACAACAAUCCCACAAUUAAUACCAUAUGCUAGAAAUAUACACACAUACGUAUAAUAUAUUUACUGAAACUCUCGUCAAAACACACAAAAUUUUGUCAAUAGAAAUAUAUAUUAUAUUCCAAAAUCUAUCAGAACAUAUGAAUAAAAAUGAGUGUAGUAUUUCUGCAGGCGAA
Toxorhynchites rutilus septentrionalis is the source of this 3287-nucleotide messenger RNA. RefSeq names its product neuroendocrine protein 7B2 (gene 7B2). Gene Ontology annotation, cellular component: secretory granule. NCBI's taxonomy places the organism in Eukaryota, Metazoa, Arthropoda, Insecta, Diptera, Culicidae. Gene Ontology annotation, molecular function: enzyme regulator activity. The record is from RefSeq and is a predicted model, not a curated record. The transcript is spliced from 3 exons. The coding region runs from base 209 to 1036 and encodes 275 amino acids. Gene Ontology annotation, biological process: neuropeptide signaling pathway; regulation of hormone secretion.